AUGGAUAUUCACAUAGUUAACACAAUCUUACGCCUAUGUUCGGAACAGCAAACGUGUCUUUUCGAAGUAACUUAUCUCUGUGAUUAUUGUCUGGAACAACGUAUAUGCACAAAUUCGAAACAUGUUUUGGCGAGCAUUAGAAAUUAUAUGGAAAUAUUUAAGAUUAGUCACGAUCGAAAUCGAAUAGAAUUCUAUAUGCCGUUUGAAAUCUGUCGAAGUUGUAAUCCGGAUAAUUCAUGUCAGAUCAACAAUGGUAUAUGUCCAAAAUUACACGUGUGCUAUGAUUAUUUCUAUACAAGUUCAUGCCGCCGAUCUCUCAAUUGUCCCUAUCCACAUAGUUUAACACAGAAAUCUCAUGGAAGUACUCUCAGCACAUUGAAGAAUUUGGAUUUAGACGCGCUAACGAAAGCGUUCAAAGUUUAUUGUCAAUCGAAGAAAUAUUUGCAAAAUCAUAAUUCAUCUGGCAUGUUUCAAACAAGAGGCGCACAAGCGAUUCCAUUGUUAUCGGUGAAUAAUAGUUUAAAUCAAUCGUCAACUUCCUCCACGAACACUUGGCGACUGACGAACACACCACAAAUCAAUUCGAAUAUAUCCUGGAAAACGAAUCAACGAAUGACAUUUCCUUCAAAACCAGUACUUCCAACACAGCCACAACAGAGAGUGCAUUCAUUUUUUGGAAAAGGUCUUCAGAUAUGCUGGACACCAUCACAGGACAUUCAGACACAUUUUAUUGAAGUGGUCUUUAGUAAUCAAGACAAAUGCGAUGGAGGACCUAUACGUACACAUAGCCUCUACAAACAUCUAGGAAUCGCUCAAUUAUUCUAUCAGAAUACUGACAUUGUCGAUCGGGUGGUCAAUCGUGGACCUGUCAUAUUUCAAUCGUUUACAUUUACAUCGCGUCGUCUGCAACGAACGAUAGAUUCUCGUCAUUUGUGUUUUCUAAACAUGUCUAUUAAUGCAUCGCAUAUUCCACUAUAUAUUGAUACUGUUUCCAUGCCUCACAAGACAAAUCAUUUCGACUUUUAUCAAGAUGAUCAACAGACCAUCGUUGUUGAAUACAAUGAAGAUGUUGAUUAUUCAAAAAUUUCUUCCAAUGUUCGCAGUCAUCCAGAAUGCGGCAAAUUAUCGAUCAAAUGCAUACAAUUAUAUCAUCCUGAAACUCUAUUAAUUGAAUAUGAUCAAGAGUACUCGGAAUGUGAUAUAAAAAACUUGUUUAAAAACGAACGAAUCUUUCAUAUCAAAACCUAUGCACAUUGUGCUUUCGUACACUUCUAUUGUCAUGAUGAUCUUAUACGUUCGAUGAAAACAUCAUUCAAUGAUCCUAUUCGUGUAACACCAAUUUAUGUGGAGAUUUAUUCGCAACAGCAUCUAGAGAAUUAUCUGAAACGACGUCAAAGUGAAUUCAAAAGUAAAGUAAUAUCCGUGCAAAAUGUAAUACCAUUGAUAAUGAAUGACGAAGAAGCAUCAUCUCAAAUUGAAUCACAUUCGACAAAUUGUCAAGGAUCAGAAACUCCGCCGAACGAAUGUGAACCCGUGAUUGAAGGAAAUAUAUCUCCACUCAAACCAACGGAAGGAACAAUUGCUAGUGAAGAAAAUCCAGCCAGUAAUAACGAUGAUCAUUUGAAUGAAAAUUUCAUAAAUGAUAUUCUGGGCAGCGAUGAUGAUUUUCAUGAUUUACCUUCGGAAUUCGACGAUGAUGAUCUACUUCUCGAUGAGACAGUUGAUAGCAAUGGUGAUAUGGAAUUUUUACGUAGUGCAGCAAAAAAUUUAAUGUCGUCAUUAGCGGAAAUGGAAGCAGCCAGCAGCACUGCGAAUACACUUGAUGCACCUCAUUCGCUUUUAUAUGGUGACGAUUAUGUCAUAACAAUCAAGAGUCGUCGCUUUGCAAUAGCUUUUCUCGACUACACACAAUUCCGUGUAGAGAAACAGCGCAAUCCAGAUAAGUUCCGUUUACUUGCGACAUUGAAGAAACAAGCGAAUAAUAAUCAGCUCAAUCAGAAAAAACGAAAAGAUACAAAACAACACGAGGAGGAUAUGCCAUCGCCAACGCCAAAUAUUGCACCCGACCUCUUACUAGCAACGGAUACAAAAUCCACCAAGAAAAAGCGCAACAAAAGAAGUAAGAAGAAGAAAAAUACGCCGAGUAAUACAACUGAUACUAAAGACAAAUCUGAAGCGAUCGUUGAAUCAGGUAAUGACGGUGAAGAUGACGAAGACGACGGAACUACUCAUGUUCUAAACAAACAAGAAUAUACGAAAAAUGAUUUUCCCACUCAGCGACUACCACAUGUUUAUCUUGAUGAUGAUCUUAAGCCAUGUAUUUUUGUUACCGGUGAAGAACAUCAUGACGAAUAUGGACAUGAAAUGUUUGAACAUGACGAUUGGCAUAAUAUCGUUGCUGGAGGAAAGCCAGUUCCUGUUUCGAAGAAAUCCAAAAAACGAAAACCACAACCGUCAGUUGAGUCGACUGAACAGAUUAUACCUCCAACGCCAACUGUUUCCAAUCCUCGUCCACAACCAUCAGCAACUGAUUCAAACUCGUUGAUCAUCCCUUCAAACUGUCGUGGUUUUCUUCAUCAACCGAAGCUUUAUGAAACAUUUCGUCUACGUCUGCGUCGUUCGUAUCCAUCGAUAAAUAUUCAUUUUAAUCCUGAUACCUACACGAUAGUCAUCGAUGGAAACAUCAAAACAAAUGUUCAACAAUGCCUUCAAUAUCUCCAAACACUUCAAACAUACAAGCAUUAUCUUUCCAUUCCGCAUAUUGAUUUUCCUCAAACAACAGUGACAAACAUUGUUCGAAUGCAACAAUCAACUGCUCAAGUUAAGCUCAUACCAAAUGCUGACUAUAAUCGAAUAUUUCGUUCAGUAUAUCGCUUAAUAGAUUAUCAAUUGAAACAACAGUUUGCUCAACAGCAAUGCAUUUAUUGCCGACGAUCGAGAAACCAGUUUCGGAUAACUUAUUUAGAAUUUUCGUGUGAAAAACAAUCGACCAAAGAAACGGAUGAGUCAAUUCAACAACGCGUUCUCCAAUUGUUAAAUACGCGGUUUAAUUACAUUGCUGUGGCGUUAUCAGCUGAUUUAUUAAGAACGAAACGUUGGGGAACGUUUUAUAAAAGCUUGACUGAUCAUAAAGAUAUCAAUAAGACAUUAUUGAUACGAAAAGUCGAUACCAUCAUACAGGUUUAUGGUUUACAUGCGCAUGUACAACAGAUACAAACAUUAAUAACGAAAUUUGUCGAUGUCAAUCGCUACGAAACUGAUGUGAUCGAAAUUGAACAGGCGAAUGGAAUAUUUUCAUUGUUUGAAAAAGAUUUUCAUGAAAUGGAAAAUUUGGAUUUGUUCCGUGAAGCAGAGUUACGUUUUAUCUAUUCCCAACGACGACAUACAUUGUUUUUUCAAUGCUUUCAAGACAAAUUUGAAACAGUGAAAAACCGUAUAGAAAAAUUGCGUAGUCAACUAUCAGCCAUUGUUUUACCGGUGAAAUCACCGAUUCUCAGUCGAUAUUAUUCGAGAUCCAAUGAAAUUCAACGGAUGGCUGCAACAUCAUCGUGUAUUAUUACUGUCGAGAAAAACACAAAUGCAAAUCGACUAAAUGAUAAUUUAGUUAAUCUAAAAAUCAUCGGCCGUUCAACAGAUAGCUUAAUAAAAGCGCAACGAUUGAUCAAAGAUUUUGAAGAACAAAAAUAUUCCAUACGUAAAAUACACAACAAUGAUAUUCAUUUAUUCAAUGAUCAAGACAGCGAAGCACUUCAGAACGAAUGUGGAACAUGUAAUGUCUCGUAUACAAUUGAUCAAUCGAAUAACAUCAUUGAGCUGGAAGGUCUUUCCGGUGAUUUUAUACAAAUUGAGAAGGUCAUCAAAGAUUUGUGUUUGGGUGCGGCCCGACGUGCACUCGACGAUCUACUAUAUUCUAUCCAAUGGGUAUAUUAUGAUACAACCACAGGUAACGCCGUUGCCUUCGGUGAAGCUAUCAAACAACAACUAGAAAAUUGUUACAUACAAAAACAAAAAGGAAUUGUGAAUUUAAGAGAUCGUAGUGGUCAUGCGCAUAUGUUUGAUUUGGAUCAAAUGAUUGAAAUCAUUCCUGAUAGAAAUUCUUCGAUACGAAUGAAAAUCGAACGUCGAGAUUUGAAAAAUCCUCAAUCAGUACAAUUACCAGUAUAUUGGGCAUCCAUGACAAAGCCGUGGGAUCGAAUACUUCUUGCUAGAAGAGAUGAUGCCAAUGAAUGGAAAGUCAAUGCAGAAAUCCAAAGAUUACUCAGACUACAGUAUAUGUUGCCGGAAUCCUGGAUUGUUGAAGUUUAUCGUAUACAAAAUCCACGUAUAUUUCAGCAAUAUGUUGCUCAUCGAGAAAGUUUUGCUGCACGCUCACAAGCUACUGAACGAGUUCUUUAUCGUCUAGCUCAAGAUAAUCUAGUAGACGACGUAUGUGCUCAUGGUUUCAAUCAAUCACAUACGGAUUCUGCUUUUUCUGUUUAUGGUCAUGGCUGUCAUUUCUAUUGUAAAGCGAUGGAUAUCGCUCGUACAGCGACUCUAUUAGCAAACAGUCAACAAAUCAUUCCUAUUCAUAUACAACAACAGCAACAACAGACGCCAACAAAACCAUCGAUAAGAUUUUUAUUUGUUUGCAAGGUUUUAGUUGGUCGAUAUACUCGUGGUGAAGCAUCGAUGAAAACUUGUCCAUUGGGCUAUGAUUCCCUAGUUGAUAAUAUUCAUUCACCCGAAGUUUUCGUUACUCACCAUGACGCACAAGUUUUACCUGAAUAUCUCAUUGCUUAUCAUAGUGCUAUUUUCUAA
Messenger RNA from Adineta ricciae, 4797 nucleotides. The record is from the annotation of a GenBank genome assembly. NCBI's taxonomy places the organism in Eukaryota, Metazoa, Rotifera, Eurotatoria, Adinetida, Adinetidae.